Molecule: messenger RNA, 3123 nt
Organism: Malassezia restricta
Lineage: Eukaryota; Fungi; Basidiomycota; Malasseziomycetes; Malasseziales; Malasseziaceae
Product: mediator of RNA polymerase II transcription subunit 12
Exons: 1
Coding region: 1-3123 (1040 amino acids)
Biological process (GO): regulation of transcription by RNA polymerase II
Cellular component (GO): mediator complex
Molecular function (GO): transcription coregulator activity
Source: RefSeq, a predicted model, not a curated record
AUGAGGGCGGGCGGGGAGCAGGACGCGUUGGCCGUGCUUGGCGUUCCGCCAUGGCGCCCGCUCAUGCAUCAUGCAGCUACUGAGCUGGGGUAUGCUGACGUGCAUGUGCCGGGCGGCAGUCACAGCGUCUCCGUGGAAGAGCUGCAGCGUGGCUGGAUCGCCUCGUCGCCCGUCGCGAGCGAUACCGGCACCAUUCGCCAGAGCAUUUAUGAGCGGCUCCAUCAUGCAGACAUGCUGAUGCACAUCAGUGACAUGCUCGAUCAUGUGCGCAGCAGUCGGCGCACGGGGCCCCGUCGCAUCGUGUCCUUGCCUUCCUCAGCGCCUGUGCCACAUGGUACGCUGGGCGAUGACGGCGCUCUUGCCGCGUUCAUACGCGACUUAUCCGACCGCCAGCUCCCUAUUGAGCACGUCGCAAAGCGUACGCAGCGCUCUGUGCGCAGCGAACGUCUUUUGGACCUGCUAUGGCAGGCACCGGCGCCCGACUAUGUCCCUAUACCCCGAGCCGUUUGGUGGAUUCGUAGGCAAGGCGCACUGAAGGCAAAGGAAGCGUCGUACACACCUUCCUGGACCUACGAGGUUGUGGAGUGGCUCACACAGCUGUUGCAUGCGCCCCUGCAUCCUCAGGCAUGGUGCGAACGUUGGACCUACGCGACGGCAUUGGUGCUGGCCUUGCUGCGUGAGAGUCUGCUUGAUUCGUUUGUGUGGCACAUGUGGCUCGUACAGCAGCUUGACUGCAUACGAGAUGCGCGGCGUGCAUGUAUCGCGCAGCUUGUGGCUAUGCAUCUUCCCGCUAUGCUCACGCACCCGACCGUUUCACCACGCAUGGUGGCGUCGCUCGCUCGGCUCGCCUGUGAGACGACGUGGCUCGGUGCACAGGCGCAAAGUCUCUUGUCCUACUGUGAGAAGCAGUGUCCAGCGAUGCUGGUGCAUGCGCGCGCCCUCUUGGACGAUCCGCAGGUGCUGUUUCAGCAUGUGCCCCAGAUGGACGAGACGUUGUCUAUGCAAGCCGAGCUUCUCCAUGCCGCGGUGUUCCCGCUGCUCCCGCAUGAUGCGACGUGGGACGCUGCGGCUGUGCGAAUCCUCGAUUCGCAGCUGGGCAUCACGCCCAUGUUCCUCGACUACUUCCUGCCGCGCGAAGCUUCGACGACGGCGUUUGCCGUGCGCCGCCUCAAGAUCUUGUAUGAAUGGGCGUGCACGCCGAAGCGGCGAGGCAUCCAUGGCGGCGUGCAUCGUGCAUACACGGCCACGGCGCUGGUGCGUCUUCUGAACGAGUGUCAGUCGCAGCGCCUCACAUCGUCCGACGGCCGCCUCCUUCCAUGCCCGUGGCAUCCGCCGCUCUCGAUCCAGGUCACGACGCUGGCAUGGAUUGACGAGGCAUUCGGUGGGCCAGAUACGUCGCGUCCUACGCGCGCAGCGGCGCGACUGCUGGGCGCGCUUGUCUCGGCCAAGCUCUUCCACUACAUGCAUUUCUUGCAGCAUUUGCAGAGCCGCGGGAUCAUCAAGCCCAGGCACGAAGCACGCACGUCGUAUGCGCGCCUUGAUGCGCCUGAGCUGCUUCGUCUGCUCCGCAGUAUACCCGUGCACCACCUCGCCCCUGCGCAGGUGCAGCAGCGGCGCCUGGCGAUCUACGGCACGCGCACAUCUGAGUCGCACGAGGAGGGCAUAGAGCGCCGCGCGACGCAAGAGCUUCGUACGUUACUGUCGACGUAUGGCGUAGUGGUGCCGGACGCCGCGCCGGCGGAGCUGCCCGCUACGGCGCUUGUGCCGACGUCGCCGCGCACAGCGCCGCCGACCGCCGACAUUCUUGACGCCUUGCAGCUGCGCUCGCGCCUGCCGCACGUGUGGCUCGCUUCGCCGUACGUGCAGUCGCGUAUCGUGGACCAGUUCCUCGCGCCUGCGUUGCUCCAUGACGUGUCGGUGCUGAGUGCCGACGGCUUUGCCGUCGUGGCGUCGGUGCUGACGGGCAUGUACGAGAUGGAAGUGCUGGGCCGCCUCAUGUGUGCGCUGCUGGAUGGCCACAAUCUGGCGUGCGUCGUGUCGAUUUGCCAUACGAUCGUGGUGCAUGCGUGCAUCUUUGAUGCGCUGGGCAUGGCCACCGAUCUCGUGGAGCGUCUGGUGCCCUAUGCGAUUGCCGAGCCGAAUGCGCCGCCCGGCAUGGAGCACGUCGUGCCCGCUGCUGGUCGCGGCAUGGCCGUGGGCAUGGCGCGGCGAGCGUUGCAUGCGCUGGGGCGCCUUGAUGUGCCUGUGCCGACGUAUGCGCCCAUGCCGCAGGCGCCUGAAAGCCCAUGGCCCAGGGCGUGUGCCGCCUCGUGGUUCGAUGCCCUCUUGACCAGCGACGCGUCGUCGUCGGUGGCGCUGUACGCUAGUGACGAGGCUGCCUCGCAGCUCCUCGUGCACGCGCUCGACCGACUCGCGCAGUCGACCGACUUUCCGCCCGCCGUGCUCACGACGUACAUGGCGACACUCGCAGGCACAGUGGGUGUGCGUCUUGACGACGUUGUGCAUGCGUGGAUCCGUCGAGCGUGGGAGAGGGACGCGCCGCAUGUCUCGAGCAUGUGGACCGUGCUGGUGCUGGGCCUCGUUCGACACGACCUCGUCGAUGCGACGCGUCUGCUGCAGCUUGUGCUGGUCCCGUUUAUCGAGCGUGCGCCGGCGUCGCACACUGGCUGGGACGCGUGCAUGGCCCUGCUGUACACGCUCGUGUUCACAUACACGAAGCAGGGUAGUGCGUGCUCGAUCGGCGUCGUGGGCGAGUCGAGUUGGUACGACGUGAGUCUCAUUCGCACGGGCCUCGGCUGCACAGACGGACUCGUGCCGCUCCUCGCCGCCCUCGACACAUGCGAGGCGCCGCAGCGCUGGGCGUGCUGGGACGUCUUGUCGUGCCAGGUCCACAAACUGCACGCCGUGUGGCUCGCGUACCCCGACGCCGUCUGGCGCGGCACACUCGCCUUGCCGGACGCCCACCGCUACGAGCGCGUGCGGCGCCUGAUCCACACGUUCAUGGAGCAGGAGCCGCGUGGCGCCCUGCUGCAGCCGCGCAUGGCGUCACUCGAGUCGCCUCUCCUGCCGCCGCGCCAGUCGCUCGACGACAUGUUCGACGGCGCCCUCGCCGCGCUCGAAUAG